AUGGCGUCAUCCUUCCACAGCUGUGGUGUUUGUGACCUCCGACUCAUCACCAAUCCAUGCAUAGUCUGGUGUACGGAAUGUGAUGAAGGACUGUGUAAAGAAUGUCAUGAACACCAUAGAUUGUCAAAGGCUUCGAGGAACCAUAGUGUGAUAUCAUUUACGGACUACCAAAAAUUACCGACAGAUGUUCUGAAAAUCAGUCAAUACUGUAGCAAACACAAUAAAAAGUUUGAAAUGUUUUGCCAGAAACAUGAACGUCCUUGCUGCAGCAAAUGUAUAGUAGAUGCACAUACAGAAUGUCGGGAUAUCGUCGAUUUAGAUGACGUCUUAAAGAAUUACGAAACCCCAAAUGCCCUAUCUGAGAUUGAGAAAACAUUAGUUGAAGUGGCAGCAAAUUUACAAAAAAUUCGCCAACAUCAACAGGACAAUAUGUCGACGUUGAAAGAAAAAAGAAAGGAAAUUGAGAAAGAAAUUAAGAAGACUAGAAUGGAAAUUAGUCAAUUUCUCGACAAACUUCAAGAAGAUUUUAUGGAACAACUCUAUGAGCUCGAAGAAAAGGAAAACUCAAGAAUUGGUCAGUUAUUGUCAUUAUUAGAAAAGAAAGAAAAAGAAGUUGAAGAUUGCCAGAAAAAUAUUAUUAAUAUUAAGCAACAUGCAACAAAUCUUCAGAUGUUCCUUUCAGUGAAGCAAAUCGAAGAAGACGUCUCUAGCAAAGAGAAAUUCCUGCACUCAUUAAUUGAAGGUGAUGAUUUAAACCAGCAUUUUCUAGAAUACGAAAUAAAUGGAGCUUUUCAGAAAAUUAUGUUUGAUAUCAAAUGUUUUGGAGAAGUCCACAUUGCAGAACAACCUGCCGAUAUUGUUCUAAGCAGAAAUAAAGCUAAAGAAGCCCAGAUAAUAGUACCGAUCGUUCAUUCACGAUUGUUUAAAAACAUCAAUUUGAAGUUAAACAAAACAAUAAACCUACAAGGCAACUGGAUUUACGGUUGUUGCAUGCUGCCGGAUGGUAGAUUUGUGUUUACUUACAACCGUGAAGGAAAAUUAAGAGUUUUCAACGAUCAAGGAUCAAAAGAAUUUGAGAUGAAGAUACCAUGUGGAGCGUUUGAUAUAUUACACAUCAGCAAUGACAAUACAUUGGUUGUAACAUCCGGUGAAUCAGGCAAGCAAUGUCUUUCCAUUGUAGACUUGAAAAAGAAAAAAAUUAAGAAAACAAUUUCACUGAGUUCGGAUAACUAUGGCAUGGUAUUAAAGGACAAUCAAUUGAUUUAUUCCGCCUUCAACAAAGGUCUACGAAUGAUAAAUCUAGAUGACGAGUCUUUGACCGACAUUGUCCGAGAAGAAAUGCCAACGGAAGGUUACACUGCGAUAUUUAAAGACAACAUUUAUCAUACAAACAGAAUAAAUCACACUGUUACAUGCUAUAAUCUGCAAGGUGAAAGGCAAUGGACAUUUCAAAAUGAAAGCGUUCUGAAAGAUCCUCUUGGUAUUGAUGUAGAUAAUGAUGGUAAUUUGUAUGUGGCAGGGAUUCAUUCGAACAAUGUUGUUAUUAUCUCCAAUGAUGGACAAAUGUAUCGAGAGCUAUUGGCAGCAGGUGUUGGUUUUCGAUAUCCCAUCGCACUCCGUUAUUAUGGACAUAAUAAACAAUUGCUAGUGGCAAAUAUUCACGACGAGGCUCGACUGUUUGAUUUGAUUUAA
This is a messenger RNA of Mytilus trossulus (common blue mussel), 1692 nucleotides long. RefSeq lists its product as uncharacterized. Gene Ontology annotation, molecular function: protein binding; zinc ion binding. The transcript has a single exon. The record is from RefSeq and is a predicted model, not a curated record. Bases 1 to 1692 code for a protein of 563 amino acids. NCBI's taxonomy places the organism in Eukaryota, Metazoa, Mollusca, Bivalvia, Mytilida, Mytilidae.